Messenger RNA from Adineta ricciae, 288 nucleotides. The record is from the annotation of a GenBank genome assembly. NCBI's taxonomy places the organism in Eukaryota, Metazoa, Rotifera, Eurotatoria, Adinetida, Adinetidae.
AUGGAUUCUCUUGCAUUCUCAGAUGUGCCAGUCCCUGGCGAGUCCUCCAACCACAAUCAAUUGAUCAAAUUUCAGCUGAUCAAUGCGAAAACUACAGGAUGGGCGGUGACGGGAAAUAUGAAUAUUGCACGAUUUCAACAUACAGCAACAAUGUUAUCGAAUGGAAAGGUUUCAGCUGCUGAUGGAGCAUAUGCUAGUGAUGGCUGGCUCAACAAUGCUGAACUAUAUGGACAGAUUUUGAUCGUAAACCAAAGCCACAGUUUUUCGUUGAAUCAAAACCAAAACUAA